Molecule: messenger RNA, 614 nt
Organism: Pectinophora gossypiella (pink bollworm)
Lineage: Eukaryota; Metazoa; Arthropoda; Insecta; Lepidoptera; Gelechiidae
Exons: 5
Coding region: 39-614 (191 amino acids)
Source: RefSeq, a predicted model, not a curated record
UUGUUCUACACGAAGUAAGCAGAAAUCAAGUCACCGAAAUGUAUUUAAUUUAUUUUCGACGUUUUCUCCUUUUAACAGUUUUGGAUAUUAUUGCGAGUUUCGAGCUGAUCCCCGAGCGAGCGAACGUAACAUACUUUAACGAAAAGUACAUCACUUAUGCUGCGGGAAACGUGCGGCGCGCCGGCCGGCGACUGCCGUACUUCAUCAACUUUGAAAUCACUAUCAGGCACACUUGGGGCAACAAUGUAACGGUGCACUACUAUUUCUACGAGUUUCUACAUAACGAGUAUCGUCGCUCAUUUCUCGAGUUUCACUUCAAGCUCUGUGAUUUCUUCAAAAACGAGCCAUACAUUGGCAACGCCGUGUUUCGUCAAUACAGAAUCAAAUGUCCUGUGGCAGCUGGUAACUACAAGAUGAUGAACAUGACGUUUACCGUGGACAAGUUUCCAAACGUGGUGCCAUUCGAGAAGUCACGGGUGUAUGCAGUCUUCGAGCAGAAUGAAAACGGAGACAUGAUUUUCAAGGGGUACGCGGACAUACUCAUGAAAAACAGGCCGCUAAAACGGCGAAAACGACCAUGGUAUAAUUACACAAGGUAUAAAAGUGACAGCUAA